Molecule: messenger RNA, 895 nt
Organism: Diuraphis noxia (Russian wheat aphid)
Lineage: Eukaryota; Metazoa; Arthropoda; Insecta; Hemiptera; Aphididae
Product: KIF-binding protein
Biological process (GO): central nervous system projection neuron axonogenesis; microtubule cytoskeleton organization; neuron projection maintenance
Source: RefSeq, a predicted model, not a curated record
AAAAUAAUUGUUUUCAAAUUUCAUCGGAUACAAGGUACUUAUUUACUGUGAAAAAAUGGCUCACGAAGAUCAGUUUCGUUACCAUAGUAAUACGUCUGAUCACGCUGAAGUAUUUGGCCUUUCGAGUUUAAAUCUCCAACCGUACGAAUCUAACGCAAAUGCUAAAGAAAGCAUGGAAGAGUUGUAUCACACGCUUGUGUUGAAGGUAAAUUCACUAAACGGUGGACCUGAGGAAAAAAAAUUAAACUCAAGUCUUGCGGCUGUAUGCUAUCAAUUAGGACGAAUAUAUCACGACAUUGGAGAUGAUUCAACAAUGGCCGAGUCUAUGUUUAUAAAGGCCAUAAACACUGUCAAAGAUCAUGAAUCGGAAGCUGACAACAUACUAAGUGUCAUCAACUCUCUGAAUAUGCUGGCUUACGUCGAGGAAAAGGAUAACGAAAAUCACGAAAAAGCUUUGAAAUACUUACUUGAGGCAGAAACUGUGUACCUAAAGUACAACCAGGAGAGGAAGGGGCCGGCCACAAUCGCUUCUAAGCUACUUCCGAAUUAUUGUCCGAGAAGACGCAUGAUCACGAGCAAGAAUCCUCUGAUAAGUGCACGACUGUUUUCGCUAUUCUAUAUCAUUGAGGUGUAUAAACACCUAGGCUUGAUCACCAAUGCACUUAUCUCCACACAUCUUACACUCAAGCUUCAACUGGAAAACAGUCUGUUCUUGCAAAGCCCCCUAGAUUGGGCCCUGGCUUCUGCCCUAAUUGCGAAUUUACUUGUCGAACAGAACGCCUACCAACAGGCCAGACACCAUUUGGCGGCGGCAUCUACAUUCAUGGAAAAGAUUAUACCUAUCAAAUUCACCAAUCUUUACAAGUACGUAUUCUUAUUACCRUUGGCUAUGUAA